Molecule: messenger RNA, 2334 nt
Organism: Rattus norvegicus (Norway rat)
Lineage: Eukaryota; Metazoa; Chordata; Mammalia; Rodentia; Muridae
Source: RefSeq, a predicted model, not a curated record
AUGACGACAGUAAAAGCCGGUGCAUCAUAUCAAGUAAAUAUGACCAAAGAAGCAGAUAAUAAAAGUGCUUCCUGCCCUUCCAAGGGACCCAAGUUCAGUUUCCAGCACCCACAUCAACGGCGGAGAGCCCUGGGGUCUGGCCGGCCUGCUCGCCCACAGCCUGGCACCCGGAGGCCUCCCCGCGUGCAUCCCACCUCCUUCCUACCCGACACCAGCCGCAGGCCUCGGAAGCCGCCCGCUCGCCUCCGCCGCCCCCGUCAUUCUCCGUUCUCCAAGCCCCGACCCACCAUCCUCGCGUCCCCCAGCCCCGCGUUCCCGCGGCCUGCGCCCGCCGCCUCCCGGGCCGCCCCCGGCUGGCCCGCCGCUCCUCCGGGUCAGGCCGUCGCCGCCGCGCUCUCUCCCCCCGACCCCCCCGCGCGCCGCCCCCUCCCCUCCCCCGCCCUCCCGGGCCCCGGCCUGCCAGGCCGAGCGUUUACCGCGGGCUGGCGCCGAGGCGCGCGGUCACUGACUGCAGACGGCCGCAGCUCCGACCUUCCCACGGGCCCGGCGAGGAGGGCGAGGGGGAGGGGAGAGAACUUUUGCUGUGGCAGCUCCGGCGACAGCUCCCACCCCUGCGCCUUUCUCCUCUUCCUCCCCCUCCUCCUCCUCCUCUUCCUCCUUCUCUUCCUCCUCCCAGAGCAGUCGAGAGGCAGACAUGGCGCGGCUAGAGCGUCGCCGCGGUCGCCGCCGCUGCCGGCGCGGUGCAUUAUGGGAAGCCUCGCACACAGGAAGCGCUCCGGGCUGCCCGCCCUCGCCUGGCGGGGAGAGGUGGCUGCGAGACCUAGCGUGGCUUUGAUUCCGGCGCCUGCGUGUCAGCAGUGCAGCGUGGCCCGGGAAGCUGGCCCCGCACUGAGGGUCCCCCUGAUGGGCCUGAAAGGAAAAUGCUUUGAAAUAGAUCAGAUCUGAGAAAGCUACUGGGAGGGACGUCCUCCCCUUGAGGUUGGGUGCUUGCCUGGCACCCUGAGAAGUGAAAAAUGGGGAUUAAUAGCGGUCCGGACCCCGGGAAGUGGAAGAGGCUGGAACGUAGAUGAAGGGUUUAGCCAGGAUUUCUUGGAUCUUUCCUUUAUUCUCUUACCUAGCCUCUCCUCUUUUUCCGAAAGAUGCAACCCUGCACCCUUGAAACUAAAACUGCGAUGCUGGAUGUGGGCACCGAGAAAAAGCAAGAGAACCCAGUCAGAACUUCGUUGGGCCCAACCCUUGGUCUGCAUGUCUGCAAAGAAGUCAUUUAACUAACACCAAGACCCUGAGUUGCCUAUACGAAGGGAGGGCUUACAGUUACUGACCUUUGUACACACGCACUAGUACAAGGUUAGCUAGGUAACCUAAUGUAUUCAGUGAACGUCGAACGGUUAUCGGGAACUUAAUGAGAGAUGGAGCACCUUCGUUAUGAUUUCAUAACAACCUCAAGGCUUUAUUUAGCACCUCUCUGCAAUACUUAAACAUAACCUUUCAGGUGAGAAGGAAAGGAAUGAAAAUAUCUACAUAACCAUUUCUGGAAUUCUCUCCUUGUCCACACCCACCUCCCAAACCUUGAAUGUUCAUUUGAAUGGUGCUUUUUGGCAAAACUUCAAACUCCCGCAUUAUGCACUUGUGAUGACACUGAAUUAGAUUACUGUCUGCAAGGUUAAUAUUCCCUCAGGCAUUAACCUUACUAAACCAUGAUGCUGCUUGAAGUAGCUAAGGCUCAGAAGUUCAGCUGAAUUCAAACACAGUCAACUAAGAAAGGAGCCCGACAGCUUCACAAUAAACUCUCCAAGAGCUUUCUCCACUAAGAAAAAUAGAAAUUUCAAUGACAGUGCAUAUUGUGGAUGCUAAUUGUAACAAAACAGUGGUAUAAGCUAGAGCAAGGGACAGUUAUCUGGAGGACAGCUUUCUGGCAACUUCUAGCAACUGCGAUGAUAUCAAAUUCAGAUAUAUUAAAAGACGAAACAAAACACUCUGGCAGCAAAGAAACUAACUUCAGGUUUAAUCUGUGGAGAAGCUAAGAACUAGAAAGAACUGAAAGCCAAGGGUUACGCCCAAUGGACUAAGAUGAGUAGGGUUCACUAGGAAUAGAUCUCUCUGUUUCUGAACAUAAUUAAGAGACAAUGAAGAAACAACCAUCUAAAAUGGGCAGAGUGAGGAAGACUAUAGACCAUGACUUCAAAGACAGGGUUUCUCUGUGGAAUACCCCUGGCUGUCCUGGACUUGCUUUAUAGACCAACCCGGCCUCAAACGCAGAGAUCCCCCUGUCUCUGGUUCCCGAGUAGGAUUAAAGGCACACUAGGCUUGAUUUAAACAUUUUUAUUGUUAUAA